AUGGAAUUAAACGGUGGCUCCGUCAUAGCCAUGGUGGGAAAAGAUUGUGUAGCGAUUGCUUGUGAUCUUAGAUUGGGAAACCAAGCAUUGACUGUAGCUUGUAACUUUGAAAAGGUCUUUCCUGUGACGGAUAAGGUUUAUAUUGGUCUUCCUGGACUUGCUUCUGAUACUGUGACUCUGAGACAACAAUUUAGACAUCGAGUUAAUAUGUACAAGAUGAAAGAAGAACGUACAAUCGAACCGGAGACCAUGGCACAUUUGGUUUCGUCUACAUUAUAUCAGAAACGUUUUGGGCCUUACUUUGUUGAACCUGUGAUUGCUGGAUUGAAUUCUAAAAACGAACCGUUUAUUGCUGCUACUGAUCUGAUUGGAUGUAUCAAUUUUGCCAAAGAUUUUGUGGUCUCAGGAACAGCUUCAGAUAAACUGUUUGGAAUGGCAGAAGCACUCUGGGAACCUAAUCUAGAACCUGAAGAUCUUUUUGAGACGAUUAGUCAAUCAUUGAUGAAUGCGAUGGAUCGAGACGCUUAUUCAGGUUGGGGAGCAGUGGUUUGGAUCAUUCAGAAAGAUCAAAUCAUCAAACGAGUUUUGAAGAGUCGAAUGGACUGA
Melampsora larici-populina 98AG31 is the source of this 606-nucleotide messenger RNA. Its product is annotated as 20S proteasome subunit. Gene Ontology annotation, biological process: proteasome-mediated ubiquitin-dependent protein catabolic process. Gene Ontology annotation, cellular component: proteasome core complex; proteasome core complex, beta-subunit complex. Bases 1 to 606 code for a protein of 201 amino acids. The transcript is spliced from 5 exons. NCBI's taxonomy places the organism in Eukaryota, Fungi, Basidiomycota, Pucciniomycetes, Pucciniales, Melampsoraceae. The record is from RefSeq and is a predicted model, not a curated record.